AUGUCGCAAGACACCGGCUUGUGGAGCGUGCGCCGACCAAGAGAGGUCAGCUCUACCCUCGAGAUCCCAACAACCUUAGGAGGAAUCAACUAUAACACCGGCUUGCCACAACCCGCAUCCGCCAUGAAACGAUCUGCCUCGGGCGCAGGCGCGCCGUACUUGAACAGCCAUGGACGUUCCAUGUCCGGCUCCAGACAUUCUUUGGCGUUAUCACGACCUAGCCAGCCCAUGUUUCAGCGCUCUUCAUCCGGCACCAACCUGGCAGACAUUGGCCUCUCGUCGGUGAAGCGGACUUCGAUGCGCGACAAGUCCUUCGCGCCAACGCCAGCGCCGGGACGUUCUUCACAAGAUGCGGACAGGAGGAGCAGCGUAUACCGCGCGAGGACUUCGACCGCUGGCCCAAUGAGUCACCAAAGUUUCUUUCAGCAAGCACCUCAACCUGCUGGUGUACCCCGAGACCCUCGCCCGUUGAGGGACCGAUCUUACCAGGCGAGAAUAGGGCAGGAACUAUUGGAUUACCUGGCCCAGAACAACUUCGAGAUGCAGAUGAAGCAUACUCUUUCUCAGAACAUUAUCAAAUCACCCACACAGAAAGACUUCAACUUCAUGUUCCAGUGGCUGUACCGCCGCAUCGACCCGAGCCACAAGUUCCAGAAGAACAUCGAUCAAGAAGUUCCCCCGAUUCUGAAGCAGCUUCGAUAUCCAUACGAGCGAAGUAUUACCAAAAGUCAGAUCGCCGCUGUUGGUGGUCAGAACUGGAGCACUUUCUUGGGACUGCUCCACUGGAUGAUGCAGUUGGCGCAGAUGCUGGACGGCUAUGCCUCCAAUCGAUAUGACGAUGCGUGCCUCGAGAGUGGCAUCGACGUUACCGGUGAUCAUAUUAUCUUCGACUUCCUUAGCAAAGCAUAUAGGGACUGGCUUGCCAUGGACGAGGACGCUGACGACGAGGACGCGAACCGAGCAUUAGCCCCCCACAUUGAACGGAUGGCACAGGCUUUCGAACAGUCCAACUCCAAGUACACUUCCGAGCUCGAGAUGCUCGAGGGGGAGAACAAUCGACUGUUGCGUGAGAUAGAAGAUCUUGAGAAGUCCACUCCAGACCCCGCUGUACUCGACAAUCACUUCAGAAUUAUGGAAGAAGACAAAAUCAAGUUCGAAGAAUACAACGCUCUCGCUAUGCAGAGAUCCGACAAGUACGAAACACGGAUCCAGGUUCUUCAUGAGGAGCUUGAGAAACUUAAUGAGGAGCUGCGGGAAGUCGAGGACGAGCGGCGAGGGUUGCAGAAGGCCGUGGACGAUCUAGGCAUCAGCAUGCAGGAUAUCGACCGCAUGACAGCUGAGCGAGAGCGUUUACAAAAGGGCAUCGAGUCUGCCUCACAACGGCUUGAAGAGGUCAAGAAAAAAGUGGCCGAAAAAGAACUGGAAGCGGGCAAGAAACUAGACGACCUUGAGAGAAUGGUGGAUAGGUACAACACCCUGGCGUACCAAAUCGGCCUGAUACCCGCAACAGCAGUCAAUGCCAACGGCAAAGAUUACGAGCUCCAGGUGACGGUCAACGACGGCCCGGAUUUCAGCUCGUCGCAGCUCAAAGGAUCUAGUGGUGCUUCCUCAAGCGAUCGACUCCUUGUCGAUCCUGUGUCUGGAUACCAGCCUGCCCACAUUCUCAACCUCGAUCUGCGCGGCCAGGUCAAGAACAGCUUUCUCACGCUGAGGAAAGAAAUUUCCGAAAGAAGGACUGUUGCGAUGGACAUGAUGAUGAAAGACCAUGAUCUGCUGGAUGGCAUCAAGGAAGCGAUCGAAGACAAGCGGAGCGAAGUUGAGGCUUUGGAGCACCGUGUCCGUGCUGCGGAGGAAGAGUACGAGAAGACCAAGGAGGUCACAACAACACAAAAAAUGGCAUCUGACGCACAAAUCGAAAAGAUGGAAAAGGAACUUGCAAAGAUGCGAGCCACUCUGACCGAGUCAGUACAGCUCAUGGAGCAACGCGAGAUGAACACCAGUAUCGAGUAUGAACAGCUUGCUCUUCGCGCAAACUCUCUGCGAGAAGAGCUUCAUACAGAGAUUGACCGGAUGCUCAACGAUGUCAUCAAGUUCAAAAUCCAUGUGCAAAGAAACCUCGACGACUACGAGGGCUUUGUUACCGAUGAACUUGAAAAGGAGUUGGGGAGUGAUGAGAUGAGGGAGGAUACCCGAAAUCUGGAUAUGUAA
Molecule: messenger RNA, 2208 nt
Organism: Colletotrichum higginsianum IMI 349063
Lineage: Eukaryota; Fungi; Ascomycota; Sordariomycetes; Glomerellales; Glomerellaceae
Product: HEC/Ndc80p family protein
Exons: 4
Coding region: 1-2208 (735 amino acids)
Biological process (GO): attachment of mitotic spindle microtubules to kinetochore
Cellular component (GO): Ndc80 complex
Source: RefSeq, a predicted model, not a curated record